UUGCUGCUUAUGGGACCAUGUUGUACUGGAAUCAAACUUAGAGCUCCUGCAUGCAAAGCAUGUGUUUUAGCCCUUUCAGACAUAUCCCCAGCCCAAAAUCUAAAUUUUUUUUAGCCACACCCAGCAAUGCUCUAGGGUUACCUCUGGCUCUGCACUCAGUAAUUAUUUCUGAUGCCUGCAGGUCCUUGCUCUCCAAAGACAUAUCUCUGAAGUGAAAAGAAGUAAUAUUGAAGAGCAGAUAUGUCUUGGAAGGAGACCACCCAGCAGAGUGCUGAGAGUUGCUGAACCUGCAGCCUGCCUUAACUCUUCUGCCCAGGGCAGGCAAAGCCUAAAAAACAACUCAGUCUUCUGAAAUCAACAGGAGCUGUGUGACAAUGAAACAUUUGACCCAGAUGAUGGAAAGGAGAGUGUGGCAUUCUGAGGACUCUGCUUUAUCCGAAGAAGAGGAUAUGACCAAUUCUCUCACAGCAGUGACAUUUAAGGAUGUAGCUGUGGACCUCACUCAGGAGGAAUGGCAGCAAAUGAAACCUGCUGAGAGAAACUUGUACCGGGAUGUGAUGCUGGAAAACUACAGUAACCUCGUCAUAGUGGGCUGUCAAGUCACCAAACCAGAUGUGAUCUUUAAGUUGGAGCAGGAAGAGGAACCCUGGGUGGUAGAGAAGGAAGUGUUUGGAAGACACUGUUCAGAAGUUUGGGAAGUUGACGAACAGAUCAAGAAACAGCAGGAAACGCUUGUGAGGAAAAUCACAUCUGUCUCCAAGAAAACUUUGAUUAAGGAAAAUACAAGUGAAUAUAAAAAUGCAACAAAAAUAUUUUCUUUGACCUCAGACAUUGUUACUGCAAGAAAAAAUUUCUUUGAGUGUGAAUUACUUGAUAAAGAUUUGGAGCAUAGUUUACACUUAUGUAAUUAUGAAAAAGAAUAUGUAAAAAAGAAAGAUUAUGAAUGUAGUAAGUAUGGGAAGCCAUUUUAUCAUUAUUCAUCCCAUGUUGUAACCCCAUUUAAGUGUAACCAUUGUGGACAAGACUUCAGUCAUAAAUUUGACCUCAUCAAACAUGAGAAUAUUCAUGCUGGAGAAAAACCCUAUGAAUGUAAGGAAUGUGGAAAAGCUUUCAGCAGGAAGGAAAAUCUUAUUACACAUCAAAAAAUUCACACUGGGGAAAAACCAUAUAAGUGUAAUGAAUGUGGAAAAGCUUUUAUUCAGAUGUCAAACCUUAGUAGACAUCAGAGAAUUCAUACAGGGGAAAAACCUUAUGCAUGUAAGGAUUGUUGGAAAGCCUUCAGUCAGAAAUCAAAUCUUAUAGAACAUGAGAGAAUUCAUACUGGAGAAAAACCCUAUGAAUGUAAAGAAUGUGGAAAAUCCUUCAGCCAGAAACAAAAUCUUAUUGAGCAUGAGAAAAUUCACACCGGAGAGAAACCAUAUGCAUGUAAUGAAUGUGGUAGAGCUUUUUCCCGUAUGUCAUCGGUCACUCUACACAUGAGAAGUCACACAGGGGAGAAACCCUAUAAAUGUAAUAAAUGUGGAAAAGCAUUCUCUCAAUGCUCAGUAUUUAUUAUACAUAUGAGAAGUCAUACAGGUGAGAAACCCUAUGUGUGUAGCGAAUGUGGGAAAGCUUUCUCACAAAGUUCAUCCCUUACAGUACAUAUGAGAAAUCAUACAGCUGAGAAACCCUAUGAAUGCAACGAGUGUGGAAAGGCCUUCAGCCGGAAAGAAAAUCUCAUUACACAUCAGAAAAUUCAUACUGGAGAGAAACCUUAUGAAUGUAAUGAGUGUGGAAAAGCUUUCAUUCAGAUGUCAAAUCUUAUCCGACACCAGAGAAUACACACUGGUGAAAAACCCUAUGCAUGUACAGUGUGUGGGAAAGCCUUUAGUCAAAAAUCAAAUCUCACUGAACAUGAGAAAAUUCAUACUGGAGAGAAACCCUAUCAUUGUAAUCAGUGUGGAAAGGCAUUCAGUCAAAGACAAAAUCUCCUUGAACAUGAAAAAAUUCAUACUGGAGAAAAACCAUUUAAAUGUAAUGAAUGUGGUAAAGCCUUUUCUCGAAUCUCAUCCCUUACCCUUCAUGUAAGAAGUCAUACAGGGGAGAAACCCUAUGAAUGUAAUAAAUGUGGGAAAGCCUUUUCUCAGUGCUCUUUACUCAUUAUACACAUGAGAACCCACACUGGUGAGAAACCCUUUGAAUGUAAUGAGUGUGGGAAAGCAUUCUCUCAAAGAGCAUCCCUUUCUAUUCAUAAGAGAGGACAUACCGGUGAGAAACGUCAAGCGCGUGAAGCUCCACGCGUUUCCGGGCGGAAAAGACUGGCGCGGGCCCGGGGUGGGGGGUGUGGAAGGGGGCUUAGCAGCGUUUCCCGCCUCUCCGGGACUCCGUGUCCCUUCACCCCCGCCCCCGGGACUCUGCCACUUCCGGCCGAAGUUGACCGCCCUGUGAAUCCAGAAGAGGAAGAGGGAACAGUCCCUGUGCAAUCAGAAGUCAUGGCAGAGGGCGUGAAGUUCAAAGAUAUUGCCAUUUACUUUUCUCAAAAGGAGUGGGAAUGCUUGCACUCAGCUCAGAAGGAUUUGUAUCGAGAUAUAAUGUUGGAGGCAUACAAUAACCUUAUCUCACUGGGACUUUGUGGUGCUAAGCCAGAUGUGAUCUCCUUAUUGGAACAGGGGAAGGAACCCUGGAUGGUUAAUAGGAACGAGACAAAAGUAUGGUGCCCAGAUUGGGAGAUCAGAAGAGAAACCAGAAAUUUUUCUCUAAAAGAAGAUAAUUGUGAAAGUAAAUCAUUGCAACAGAAGAUACUAAAAAGAAUUAUAAGUUCUAACCUUGAGUACAAUAGGGCUAGAGAUAAGAGAGAAAACAAAUCUCAGCUGGAGAGACCAAAGGAGGGACAUUUCAGACAAACUGUGAUAGCCUCUGAAGAAAAGUCUCCUUCCACUCAGCACAGAGACCAUAGUCUACCUCAGACAGAGCACACAAGAGCAAAAUCUAAUGAUCGCAAGGAAUGUAAGGAAGUUUCCCCGAACCAGUCACACCGCAUCCCACACGAAGUAAGUCAUAGUAAGGAAAAAGAUUCCAAGUGUGGACAAUGUGGGAAAACCUUUAAUAAUAGUUCUGACUUGAUUAAGCACCAAAGAAUUCAUGAAGGUAAAAAAGGUGAUGAAAAUAAGAACUCUAAUUUUAUUCGUGACUCUGAAAGUACUAAACGUCAGAGCAGUAAUACUGGUAAGAAACCUCAUAAAUGCAAGGAAUGUGGGAAAGCUUUCCAUUCUGGUUCACAACUUAAUAAACAUCAAAAACUUCACAUAGGUGAGAAACCCUAUAAGUGUAAGGAGUGUGGAAAGGCCUUUCCCUCUACCUCCCAACUUAAUUUACAUCGGAGAAUACAUACUGAUGAGAUAUACUAUGAAUGUAAGGAAUGUGGGAAGGCCUUCACCCGUCCUUCUCACCUUACUCGACACCAGACAAUCCAUACGGGUGAAAAACCUCAUAAGUGUAAGGAAUGUGGAAAGGCUUUUCGUUAUGAUACACAACUUAGACUUCAUCAGAUCGAUCAUACUGGAGAGCGCCGCUUUGAAUGUAAGGAAUGUGGGAAGGUAUAUAGUUGUGCCUCCCAACUAAGUUUACAUCAGAGAAUUCAUACUGGUGAGAAACCUCAUAAAUGUAAGGAAUGUGGGAAAGGCUUUAUCUCUGACUCACACCUUCUUCGACAUCAAAGUGUCCACACUGGUGAAAAACCAUAUAAAUGUAAACAGUGUGGGAAGGCCUUCCGCCGUGGCUCGGAACUUACUCGGCAUCAAAGAGCUCACACUGGCGAGAAACCCUAUAAAUGUAAAGAAUGUGAAAUGGCCUUUACUUGUAGCACAGAACUGAUUCGCCAUCAAAAAGUUCACACCGGUGAGAGACCACAUAAAUGUAAGCAAUGUGAUAAGGCUUUUAUCCGAAGGUCAGAACUUACUCACCAUGAGAGAAGUCACAGCGGUGAGAAACCCUUUAAGUGUAAGGAAUGUGGGAAGACCUUUGGCCGUGGCUCAGAACUUAGUCGGCACCAGAAAAUUCAUACUGGUGAGAAACCCUACAAAUGUAAGCAGUGUGGGAAGGCCUUUAUUCGUGGCUCACACCUUAGUCAGCACCAAAAAACUCAUGAAGAAUGGAGUGAUUGAAGUAAUGUGGGGAGGUAGGGAAGCUCAGAAAUUCAUACUAGUAAAACUCAAAAACUCCUGUUUUUGAGGACAGCCACUCAUGGAUUCAUGCAUGGAUGUAAGACCUUUACUUAAGGGUUGAAGCAAUAGUACUGCAGGACACUUGCCUUGCGUUUGGGGAUCCCUGGCAUUAUAUAUGAUCCCCUGACAUCUCUCAGGAGUGAUCCCUGAACACAGCCAGGAGUAAACCCUGAGGAUAGCUCAGUAUGGCCCUAAACCAAAAAAGACCUUAUUUAAGUACCAGAAUAUACAUGAAAUUAAUGUUAGAAUAUAACAUCCUUCCUUAUAAACAUUAAGAAUUUGGAAGGAGUUUGCAUUACUGAAUUCAUUAGCAGAAUUCAACUUGUGGAAAUUAAAAGUUCCAUGAACAUAAAGAAAUUGAGAGGUUUUAGGAAGGCACUGAGUGUGUUAAAGACAAUCAUUUAAACCUUUCUCAACUUAGGGGUCUUCUGGGAAAUCAGAAUUUAUAGCAUAAAUGUAUUUAUGGGAUACCAGUUUGCCUUGUUAUUAUUCUUCUGGUAGUUAACACUUGCAGAAGGCUUACAUUAAUAUUUAAAACACAGCAGAUUCUUCCCUGUAAGUCUUGUUAAAUACUUAAAAGUUUAUUAUAUAAAACUAACUUGAGCUGAAUCUUGACUUGCCUUCACCGUUAUAAUGCACUAGUUAGAGGGCACAUUACUUAACUACAUCUAAAUUCUCCAAUUAUAAAUUAACAAUAUUAGUAUAAGAUUUCUUUGCAUUGUGAAAAUAUCUAUUCAGAUACUGUCUGUCUCACUGAAGGUGCUAAAUGAGAGAGCAAGAGCUGCUUUAUUAUUUUUUCGGUGCCUUUAUUUUUACAAUUGUAUAUUAAAGAUUAUAUAAAAGGAAGGCUUUUUGUGUGCAGUGACUCUAGGAUCAUCUUGUACCUCUUUAGUGGGUGCUAUUCUGAGAAGAAAUUUAAAACCUAAACUUUCACCAUUUGUCCUUUCAUCUCCUCGGGGGCUUCAUCAUAGAUUAGCUGGGGGGAUAUACCAGAGGAUUGGGACACUUGCUUUGUAUGCAGUAGCCCUGCUUCCUUUCCCCAGCACUGCAGAGAACAAUGAACUGCUUCCAAGCCAGGUAUAGCCUCUGAGAACUAAGGAGUAUGGUCCAAAAACAAAAAUGAGGGGUAGUACAGUGGGCCAAGCGAUAGUACAGUGGGUAGGGUGUUUUCCUUGCACAUAGCCAACCCAGUUUCAAUCCUUGGAACCCCAUGAGGUCCCCCAAGUCAAGUUGGCCAGGAGUAAUUCCUGAGCACAGAGUCAGGAAUAAACCCUGAGCACUGUUGGGUAUGUCCUACCUGCUGCCCCAUCCCACCCCACCCCCAAAAAAAGAUCCCAGUAGAAUAAAGGUAGGUUGCUAUGAGGUCAGUGGGAAUAUUUGGAUGACAUAGCUUUAUUUAAAAAAAUUUUUUUUAAAGAUAUGUGACACCUGAUAGAGAAUUGAAAAAUAAUAAAGAC
This is a messenger RNA of Sorex araneus (European shrew), 5659 nucleotides long. Its product is annotated as zinc finger protein 728-like. The coding region runs from base 375 to 4142 and encodes 1255 amino acids. The transcript is spliced from 11 exons. The record is from RefSeq and is a predicted model, not a curated record. Gene Ontology annotation, biological process: regulation of DNA-templated transcription. NCBI's taxonomy places the organism in Eukaryota, Metazoa, Chordata, Mammalia, Eulipotyphla, Soricidae.